Messenger RNA from Amyelois transitella, 6853 nucleotides. RefSeq names its product protein FAM135A. NCBI's taxonomy places the organism in Eukaryota, Metazoa, Arthropoda, Insecta, Lepidoptera, Pyralidae. The record is from RefSeq and is a predicted model, not a curated record. Bases 161 to 5692 code for a protein of 1843 amino acids. The transcript has 16 exons.
AGGGCCGCGCCCGGAGCGCUGUGGAGUGUAGUGUCGGGGUGUGGCCUGGUGGCAGUGGUGGCCGCAUGCGGUAAUGCUCGGCACGCGGUCGGCGGGCUGGUAGCGGCCGCGGCAUGGCGCGCCGCGCUCCCCGCGCCCGCGCCCGCCCCCCUCACGCACCAUGAGCGACCUGCAGGCCACCUUCGAGUUCUCCGUGGAACUGUACAAGUUCUACAAUGUCGACCUCUUCCAGAGAGGGAUGUACCAAGUGCGCGUGGGCCUCCGCGUUUCCCCGAAGGUGCCGGUCCACAUCGAAGCCUCGGUGUCCAGCGGCAAUGGCGCCGCCAGGACCGGCCGGCCCACCACCAACGCAUCCCUCAUCGGCGGCCUGGCAGCUUCUAGAGCUUUCCAGAUCAUGUACAGGAAUGAGGAGGUCACUUUGAGGGAUAUAGUGCAUUUCAGAGCUCAUUUGUUGGUCGACAGCCGAAACCUCAAAGAAUCCUUGGAGCGAGCGGAAUGGAGUCUAGGCGUGGAGCUCUGGUGCAGCGAAGGGGCGCAGUCCAGCACCCUAGCGCCUGUCUCCUGCAGGGUCUUAAAGCUGCACUUUCAGCCGUCCCAGGGCUUGCAUUACCACCUGCCGGUGCUGUUCGACUACUUCCACCUAUCAGCCGUAUCCAUCACCAUCCAUGCGAGCCUCGUUGCUUUACAUCAGCCUUAUAUCAACACCCCACGUUCAAGCAAGCAAUGGGGCAAGCUGAUGAAGAGCGCAGGAUCCAACUUCAAUACAUCGGGCAGUUUCGAGAAUGUUCUGUUCGGCUCUGCGGGUAAAUGUGCCGGCGGAAACUCCAGCAAAAUUGCGCAUGCCAGACAAGUACACGCAGAAGUAUGUGGCAUCCUGUUAGGAUCCCUGGACGGGCUGCAAAGUGCUCUGGCUGUCUGUGGGUCCACUGGUGUCCUUCUCACUCCUGAGGAGUCCACUACCAAUACCGUCGUGGGGGAAGUUGCUCAGAGGAUAAAGGAUCUUAGUGAUAUAGGCAAGAAAUCCGAAGCUGGCGAAGAAGAAGAAUGGGCGGCGGGUGCGGCACACGACAUCGCUCGGCUCUGUGCUGAGGUGACGCUGCGGUGGCGAGCCUUUCUCCACCACACUUCUGAUAGGCCCCAUGUCCAUCAUGCCUUGGCAGCUAGACACCAUGCGCUGAGGAUAAAGCGUUUCUCCGAAUGCUUUUUCGUGCUGGACAACCCUCGUCACUCAUUGGCUGGCUGCUACGACAGUAACUACCAAUCAUACCAGAGCGUUGGAGAAGUUGCCAGAAGAUCGCGAUACCUCGCUCUCCUGCCCCCUCUCCCGGUCCAUUGCAUCGCGUUAGAUGGUGAUCCUCAUAUUAUGCCCAUCAUAUUCGAAGAUAGAUACCAAGACACGGCAGAGUUUGCGAGAAGACGUUCAUUUUUAAAUUCUGGCGCCAAUAAAUCGGGCAGCGAUCCGUUUUUAUGUUCCGAGCCGAUUGGAGAAGAUUGCGCUUGCACUAUUACUUCAAUAAUGGAUUCAAGAAGACCAUCAUCUGAAGCGUCUAGGGUCACACUAACCCUGCCGAAAACAAUACUUGAUGUCCUAGAACCACAAUUUAUUGCACCAAAAUCUAAUUCCAGUGUAGUACAGGCCACACUAACUCUCGCCCCUCAAAAAUCGGCACGAGGAUCUCCAAAGAAGGCAUUAGUGAAACAAAAUGUUGUUGAAUUGAGUAAACCACAUAAUAAACAACUUGAAUUAACUGGAAGAAAUAGAUAUAUUGUACAGAACAAUCAAAUUAGCGAAAUUCAAUUACCUCCAAACAACGCAUUUGCUUCAUGUCCAAUUCAACAAGGUCAACAGAUGUCUCGUUACUCCGCCUCAACAUUGUUAGAUAUCAAUACUACCAAGAGUAGUACUAAUAUAUCUCAAAUGGGCGUAGAUAACACUGAUCCCAACGAAGUUUUUCGACAAAAACAUGAAAUCACCAGUGGAGUCAGUACAUUACCCGCUAGACAUAGCAAAUCCCUCGAUCAGUUAAGAGUUUCACAAAUGACACCUCUGAGCAAUCCGCAAACGUUAGCUAAAAAUGUAAGAAGUGGUUCAAAUCAAUCUGUGAAUUAUCCCAAACCCCACAUUCCUCCACAUAAAACAAUUAAACCAACAACGUUACCUCGAAGCGUUACAACGACGGCAUAUCCUACAAACACAACAGUACGAUGCUCUUCUAAGGGUGACGAUUAUAGAAGAAAUAUAAGUGAAUUUAGGGAAAAAUAUAAAAAUCCCUGUAAUCUUAUUAAUUCUCAUGGAAUUAACAAUGAAGUAUUUCACAAUAUAGGUUAUAAGUACGAUGGAAUGAUGCAAGCAAAUCCUAACCAAGUGUACGGUUAUAUCGGUAAUCAGGGUACGAUGCAAACGAAUAAUGUUAUUCGUAAUCCGUUAGAAUUUCAAAGAGGUUAUAGAGUAAAUUUACCCCGUCCUAUGUUGCCUCCACGUAAUUCUUAUCCACCGGUUAGUGGGAAAAAUCAAGUGACUGAUCAAAGUAACUUAAUUUCUAAUAAACAUGUUCAUAGAUCUAACUCUACUCACGUGUUUCAUCAAAAUAUGGAAAAUCAGCAACAAAUUGAUAUUGAAGCAGCUCGCAAUCAACUGCGCCACGAACUGAACUAUUAUCUUCAGAAAGGAGAUUGGAGUUAUGAUUUUAAUACUGGUAGUUUAAUACAGAAUUAUCAAAAGAAAUCUAGUAAAAGUAGUGACGACAGUGGAUUUGUUAUGACAUUAGAUAGGAGUAGUGAUGGAACAUCGAAAUCAACUUAUUCAAAAACGCCUCCAUCAACACCACAUUCUACAAUGCCCUCGAUAAGGCACAAAAAAAGCAGAUCAAAAGAAUCAAAACUCAAUAACAGUGGAAAAGAAAACACUAAAAUUCAUUCAAGCCGGGACUCUUUGAGUAGUCACCAUUCUAUUAGGUCUAGAGAUAGUAAAUCUGAUCGGCACACCUCAAAAUCAGAACGAAGUACACCUAAAUCAGACAGGGGAACUCCAAGGUCUGGAAAAGCUACACCAAAAUCUGGUGGUGUAACGCCUAAAUCUGGCCUUGCAACGCCUAAAUCAGGCCGAGCUACCCCAAAGUCAGGCAUAGUCACACCAAAAAGUGGGAGAUCUAGUGGCAAACCUGAGAAACGAACAAAACACAAAGCCUCAGAAAAAAUGACACAGUUGAUGUCUGAAGCUGCAUCUUCAUCUAGUAACGAAAGUAUACCUUUUGAAUUGAAAAGACUUGAAUCAUCAGCUAGUGUACCAUAUAGCCUAGAUCAUGGACCAGAGUUGUUAAGACAUUGUAGAAGUGCUGCUUCUGUUUUAGAUGAACCUAAUCUAAACAAUACUUUUGGUUCAGAAUCAUUGCCAAAUUUGGCACCACCUCCAGCAUUUGAAUCCCCUCCUCUGGAUAUUGCUGACAAGGAUUUUAAAAUACUUCCACCAGACAAUUUCCUCAAUAAAGAAGAAAAGAGAAGUAGAUGUAGUUCAACGUCGAGUAUGAGUGAACAAAGUGGAUGGGUUUCAAGUGGAAGAAGCUCAGGUCCAUCCUCGCCAGAUAAUGCUAGUUGUCAAUUAAUUCAAAAUUAUCCUCCUCCUGGAAAUUCCACAACAUCUAAAAUUUCUAAUAAAAAAUAUGAAGAAGAAACUGAUGCAAGAAAAAUGAAUGGUGAAACUAUAAGCGAUUUUAAAAGAACAGUUCUCAAUGGAGAGCAAUUGCGUGAACGCUUACUAAAGCUAGCUGUAAAAGUAUCACAGAAUAACUCAAAUGAAAAAAUAGAAUGUUGUGACAAGGAAGUGUGUGAAGAGUGCACUAUAUGUAGUGACUCUAUAUGUACGGAUAGCCAGUGUGAAUACAAUAAGUUAAUGCAUAGCAACGGUAUAGAUGCUGGUUGUAAUUCUGACACUUGUAAUGCCAGUUGCUACCAGAAAUGUUCUGAAGCCAGCACGGGAAAAAUAAAUCAACGACAUAAUUCGUUCAGUGCUGUUCAAGGUAAAUCGUACUUAACUCCAAAAAAUUCUAAUGAGGGCACAGUGAAGAAAUCCCAAACAGUGAGUGAUAAUCUUCAUCCCUACAUCCGCAAAGAAAUACCUCCGAAGGCUACUGCACCACAAGUUCCGGCAAAAUCUAGUAGUAAUCUAGAUAAAACGAAAUUAAAAGACAGGAUCCAAUAUACAGAGAAAUUAAUAGCAGCAGAAAUCCGAAGCCUAACUGUAGAAAGACCUUGUAAAACACACCCUAAGAAUGCAGCUGCAGGUCCAAUAUCAGCUAUACAGAAAUACCACGGUAAAGCGAAGUCUGAAAUUGAUCUUGCACACUUUGUAGGAGAUAACGAUUAUGAGCACUUGCCUCCACCACAACAAUUUAGAGAUGCUCCACCGCCACCCGAUGAAUUCAAGGACCCCCCAACAAAGUCUCCUAAACUAAGUCGGCAGAGCAGCAAAUCGUCAAAAUCAUCUACACCUUCAAAAACACCAAAGAAACAGGCAACUCAACCCUCAACUUUGCAGUUAGAUAACCCACUAUAUCAUGUUUGUGAAGGUAUCAUGGAAAGAAGAAAACUGAAACCUCACCAAUCCGUAAAUUCUAUUGGCGGUGGUAUGGGAGGCACUCUUAAUAAAAGUCAAAGCACGGGAGAACUUGCUAACAGAAAUGAAAAUGGACAUGAACCCCGUGAAAGUAAUCUCGUCAGCAUCUUUGGUUUGGCUGAAUCUGAACGUCUGUUUGUGAAAUGCAGAGAAGAAUUCAGACAAAGUGUCAAGUAUCCUGGAGCUAUUUAUUCAGACUUUACGCCUGCAGAGAGUUCGUUACCUUACUUCCACAUUAGUGAUGAAUAUAGAAUGUUUAAUCCUGAAGGUUUACAUCUCAUCAUUUGUGUUCAUGGACUGGAUGGUAAUGCGGCGGAUCUAAGGCUUGUCAAGACCUACCUAGAAUUAGGUCUGCCUGGCGCUCGUCUAGAUUUUCUAAUGUCUGAGAGGAAUCAAGGCGACACGUUCUCAGAUUUCGACACUAUGACUGAUCGGCUAGUUCAAGAAAUUUUGAACCACAUUCAGAACUCGAGUGAGCCAGCCAGAAUCAGUUUCGUGGGUCAUUCCCUCGGAACCAUCAUCAUAAGAUCGGCAUUGGCCCGUCCACAAAUGAAGCAGUUCUUGGGGAAACUCCACACGUUUCUUUCGCUAAGUGGCCCUCAUCUUGGAACUCUGUAUAAUUCAAGCGGUCUAGUCAAUGCUGGGAUGUGGUUCAUGCAAAAGUGGAAGAAGUCAGGGUCUCUUCUCCAACUCUCCCUUAGAGAUGCUUCUGAUCCUCGCCGCUCUUUCCUCUACCGCCUCAGUGAAAGAAGUCAACUGCAUCAGUUCAAGCACAUACUUUUGUGUGGAUCUGGUCAAGAUAGAUAUGUUCCAUUACAUUCGGCUAGAUUGGAAUUGUGCAAGGCUGCUGCGAAGGAUGCCUCGCUGUUGGGACAGGCUUAUAGAGAAAUGGUGCACAAUAUGGUAUCGCCACUGGCAGCCCGCGCGUCCACCGUGUCCGUGGUACGCUACGACGUCCAACACGCACUACCGCACACCGCAAGCGCGCUAGUUGGCAGAGCCGCUCAUAUAGCGGCCUUAGACUCUGACCUCUUCAUAGAAAAAUUCCUUCUUGUCUCUGCUUUAAAAUAUUUCCGAUAAAUUUCAAAUUAGAACACACUUCUUUUUGAAUAGAAACUUUUUUUUGACAAUGUUAUCUACCAGGAUUUCUCAAACUAAGGAAUUUAAAAAUAAUGGAAUAUGAUCAUGAUAAAUUGUAAAUUUUACAUUUUUGUGUAUAUUUGUAAGUUAAUUACGAUUACAAUUAGGUUAAUUUUGUUAUUGAGCUUUUUUUAUAAUAUGGAACUUGUUUUAAACACUUUAUUAAAAUAUCUGACUGCAUUUGACACGAGGUAAAAAUAACUGUGGCAUUUUUUCUUUCCGCAUUUAGGUAAUUCUAACAGUUGGGUAGCAGUUCUUGGAAAAUUUACCAAAGACUAAUGAAGUUGCUCUACCAUGAUAGACGGAGGGCUUAAAUUUAAAAAUAUCAAUAGUAAUUUUUUUGCAUACCAAGGCAAAAACAAAUUACUUAUGUUCCAAACUGUUCCAAAUUCAAACGAUUUCGGUCAUAAGUUUUUAUGUGGUGCGAAGACAAAUCGUAAAAAAGUGUGAUAAUUCGAAUAGAGUCCUAACUUGUAGUGUUAACUUUGUUGAGAAUAAACGAAACAACAAUUUUAAUUACUUAAGUAGUUGUAAGACGGAUCUUUACACCAAUUAAUUAAGACUUAGCAACUUUAGAUUACUAGGUAGAUGUUAUAUAAACUUAUUUAUUGUCUACAAAAAGUUCGUAAUAUAUGUGUAAUAAAACGUAGUACUUAUUGUAUUUAUUAUGAUUUUUCACUCGGGGAAUUUUUGCAUAAAUUUCUAUCUGCUUCAAUCGUGUUUCAAUAUGUUACACUGCAAAGUAAAAAUUUAACUCCUACACUUAACUAAACCACAACCCAUUUAAAAAUUAUAUACCAAUCACACAUUAGGUAUUAUGUUGUAAUCCCAAAUGUGUUUGGUUAAUAAACAAUAUUUAUUUUUAAUAAUUACUAGUACCUAUUAAGUUAUUCAGGCAUACCUACCUAGUAUUAAGAGUUCUUUUGUAUAAACCUAAGUAAAUAAUCAAUAUUUCACACCGACCGCUGCAACAGCACCGUUAUAAUUAUGUUAAAAAUCCUCUUUGUAAAUGCAUUUACUGGCAGUUAGUAUUUGUAAUUUACGUUUAGGUACCAAAACACCAAAAAUAAAAUAUAACUAAGCCUGCAUUUCAAUCAAUCA